Danio aesculapii is the source of this 7997-nucleotide messenger RNA. RefSeq names its product DOT1-like histone H3K79 methyltransferase (gene dot1l). The transcript is spliced from 28 exons. The record is from RefSeq and is a predicted model, not a curated record. The coding region runs from base 242 to 4357 and encodes 1371 amino acids. Lineage: Eukaryota; Metazoa; Chordata; Actinopteri; Cypriniformes; Danionidae. Gene Ontology annotation, biological process: DNA repair; regulation of transcription regulatory region DNA binding; DNA damage checkpoint signaling. Gene Ontology annotation, molecular function: histone H3K79 methyltransferase activity. Gene Ontology annotation, cellular component: nucleus.
CCGGUCAAGAUGGCGGCGGUAUUGCCGAGACGGAGCAGCCGCUCGGCUUAAUCGAUCACUUUCUCUGAAUCAUCGGGGCAGAUCGGAUAAAAAUCGACCAAAUCGUGCGACACAACUUUGUGAAAUCGCCUCCGAUCUGAUAUACAACGUGAGACCCCUAUCGCGUUAAACCGGGUGUUUUUUUUCACGGAAAAUGCUCUUACUCUAGUUUGUGUCUCGUCCAUUAACUGUAUUGGGGAGAAUGGGAGAAAAGCUGGAGUUAAAACUGAAGUCGCCGGUCGGAGCCGAAGCUGCAGGCUAUCCGUGGCCCUUACCUGUAUAUGAUAAACAUCAUGAUGCUGCACACGAAAUCAUCGAAACCAUUCGCUGGGUGUGUGAGGAGAUCCCAGAUCUUAAGCUGGCCAUGGAGAACUACGUUCUUAUCGACUAUGACACCAAGAGCUUCGAGAGCAUGCAGAGACUAUGUGAUAAGUACAACAGAGCCAUUGACAGCAUUCACCAACUGUGGAAAGGGACCACCCAGCCUAUGAAACUGAACAAGCGGCCUUCCAAUGGCCUGCUGCGUCACAUUCUGCAGCAGGUCUACAACCACUCUGUCACCGACCCAGAAAAACUCAACAACUACGAGCCAUUUUCUCCAGAGGUAUACGGAGAGACCUCCUUCGACCUGGUGGCCCAGAUCAUCGACGAGAUGGAGAUGAUGGAGGAAGACACCUUUGUGGAUCUGGGCAGUGGGGUCGGUCAGGUGGUCCUGCAGGUCGCUGCGGCCACCAAUUGUAAACACUACUAUGGCGUGGAGAAAGCAGACAUUCCAGCUACCUAUGCAGAGUCAAUGGACAAAGAGUUUAAGAGGUGGAUGAAGUGGUAUGGCAAAAAGCAUGGCGAGUACACGCUGGAAAGGGGAGAUUUCCUUUCAGAAGAAUGGAAGGAACGAAUAGCCAACACAAGUGUUAUUUUUGUGAAUAACUUUGCCUUUGGUCCUGAGGUGGACCACCAGUUGAAGGAGCGAUUCGCCAACAUGAAGGAAGGUGGAAAAAUUGUUUCCUCUAAACCAUUUGCACCUCUUAACUUCAGAAUAAACAGCCGAAACUUGAGUGAUAUUGGCACAAUAAUGCGAGUUGUGGAGCUGUCCCCUCUAAGGGGUUCGGUGUCCUGGACAGGGAAGCCAGUCUCAUACUAUCUGCAUACAAUAGACCGCACCAUACUUGAAAACUAUUUUUCUAGUCUCAAAAAUCCUAAACUCAGGGAGGAACAGGAGGUUGCCAGAAGGCGCCCACAGAAGGACAGUAAAGAGAACAAGAGCAACACCACCACCCCGACCAAGCCUAAAGAGCACAAGCAGGCGCAGCAUGAUUCGGGUGGUGAAGAGGAGCCAGUUGUCCCCGUGAAGCCGUCGCCCAAACCCCGCCGGGCCAAAAUUCUGACCAGGGGCCGCAAGCUUGGCAACAGGAAGCGCGGUCGGCCCAAGAAGGCAGCAGCUGCAACUGCAGCCGAGCGCAAAAACAAGAAGAGCCAGAGCGCCCUCGACCUGCUGCACGCCAAGACCCUCUCAGCGGCCCCUGCUCAGGAACCAUACCGGUCACCUCAGAGUCCAUUCUAUCAGCUACCUCCCAAAGUGCAGCAUUACACAUCCAGCCAGCUUCUCAUGGCUCCCACUCCACCCGGUCUGCAGACGCUACUUGAUAACAUCAAAGUCCAGUACAUGCACUUCAUGGCCUACAUGAAGACGCCACAGUACCGCACCAACCUGCAGCAAUCGCUUGAACAGGAGAAGCUGAGACACACAGAACUGUCAGGUCAAGCCCAGCAGCUGGUCAACGCUUGUCAUGCUCACAAGGAGAGGAUUCGAGACCUUUUCCAGUCCAAACUAGAAGAGCUGGGUGUGAAGGCGGUGACGGUGGAGGAUCUGGUUCAGGCUCAGAAGGAGAUCACGGCCCACAACAUGCAGCUGCGCGAACAGACCAAACAGCUGGAGCAUGACAUGGCCGAGCUUCGAGAUCAGAGCCAGCUGCUGCUGAAGGCUCGCUGUGAGGAGCUCAAGCUGGACACUCUGUGUUGGGACACUCUGAAGAAAGAGAUAGAAGCUCUGCGGAGACAGAUCUCUGAGAAACAGCGCCACUGUCUGGAGCUCCAGAUCAGUAUAGUUGAACUCGAGAAGAGCCAGCGACAGCAGGAGCUCCUUCAGCUUAAGUCAUCCUACAGCCCGUGUGAAGUGUCCCCCUACAGAAAAACCCUUCCUGGCCCUGAUCCCCGGCCCACACUGGACCCAGACACCCCAAAACUCACCCCGCAAUCCUCUAUGGGGCUUAACGGCCUCAGUCCUGAACUCUCCAUCAACGGCACUGCCUCUCCAGGUUAUGAAAGAGGCACCGGAAGCGCAAUGGGCAAAAACGAACUCCUCACCCACUACCUGCCCAUUUCUCCAGACCAUGAAAUUGUGCCCCCAACCCCGGACUCCAGAACCAGGCAGCUUGGACAACCCCUGCCCGACUACACCCGCUUUUCUCCAGCUAAGAUCGCCCUCCGAAGGCACCUCAACCAGGAUUCUGCCGCAAACCAGUUUCGGGCGCUCGGAAACAUCCAUCGGGGCGACACUGGUGCCAUUUCAUCUCCAACACUGGGCUUUAAACAGGCUUCACCAUGUUCAUCGGAAGUUCAAGCAGUCACCACAGCCAAGAGCACAGAUAGGGCCGAUAAAGAAAAGAGCCCAACUGCACCCGGCGACACAAUAACCAGUCUACCAAUCAGCAUCCCCCUCAGCACUGUGCAUCCCAGCAAACUUCCUGUCAGCAUCCCUCUGGCCAGUGUGGUGCUGCCAAACCGCGCUGAAAGACUGAGGAGCACUCCUAGUCCGGUUUUGAAUUCAGCAGGACAGAGCAAUGGCAAGCCACCUCUCACGCCUACCUCAGGGUACUCCUCCAGCUCAGGAUUGGUUAAUGGGUCUCACUCCACCAUGCUGACCGAGGACCAAGACUGUGACGCUGCCUCCCCUCCUCCUCACAGCACUCCUGUCAUGGGUCUCCAUCCCCGUGGCUCCGGCCUCAGUCCUCCACUGGGCACCGGAGGCGUUCUCCAGUACGCCGACGGUCCACCAAGGCUUCCCCCCGAGGACGGCCAUGAACGGCAGGGCCCCGAAUCCGACACAGAGCCCUUAGAUAGUGAGGCUCGUCGGCGCAUUUUUUUCUCUUCAUCCUCCUCUUCCUCUUCGUCCUCGUCCUCCACUGGAGGCUCGAGGCUGCACCACGGGUCUGUAAAGCAUGGUCACCAUCAUCACAGUAAGCACCAUCACCACCACCACCACCAUCAUCAUCACUCUGCAAGCUCCCACAGCCAAGAGGGCCGAAAACGAGGGCGACGAAAGCGCAGCUCAUCUGGAGCCGUACCCAUGAGUGGAUCCCCCAAAAGAAGGGUCUUUCCUGGACUGGGCUGCUCAAGUCAUUCCUCUGGAUCACCACUUAAUAUCAAUUCAAUGGUAAACAACAUAAACCAGCCUUUGGAGAUCUCCGCCAUCUCUUCCCCAGAGCAGUCAGGCCGAAGCCCGUGUGGACAGGAUCUGGAUCAGCCGCCUGUUUUAAAACGAGAGCGUCCUGUUGAGCUCAACAGCACCGGCCGCUAUUCCUCCGCCCCAAGUUCAGAUGAAGAAGGCAAUGGUUACGCCCCGGACACCUCUAGUUCAAGCCGAAUUGAACGGAAAAUCGCUACUAUUUCCUUAGACCGAGAUGGACCAGUUAGAGACUUAGAAAGAGGUUCCCAGGGACGUAAAUCAGGUGCCAGCAGCGUGAGCAGCGAGGUAUCCUCUUCUUCCGGAACCAGCAAGUGGAAAUCCACCUUCUCCCCCAUUUCUGACCCCAAGCCAACUCCUCCAGACAUCCGCCAAGGUGGCUCACCGUUCAGUGUCGGAGCUUCCCGAGGAGGCACAGACUCAGACUCGGACCACAAACCCCAGAGGAGAGGGGAGCGUGAGCGUGAGCCUUAUGGAAAUUCAAAUCUCUUCCUCAGUCAGGAUGGCAGCGGUCGCUCAGUGGUGAACACAUCGGAGCGUUCGCUGCAGAAACAGAAAGUGCGGGAGUGGGACCUGAAAUCUGUAAGUGGAUUGGCCAGUCAAAAUCUAUUUAUAUCCGCAGCAGCCAGUGGAGGCAUCCUGAGUGGGAAAGUUGGCGGGGCUGCCACUGUUUCAUCUGCCACCGCAGUGGGGCAGUAUUUCCCACUGGGCGGAGCUUCUGUUCUACAACCCUUAUUUGGAACUCAGGCAGCGGGACCAGCCACCAGCGGAGCCCCCCGAUUGGUCAACGGACAUUCGGCGCUCGGCAGUUUCUCCAGUGCCGGACUGGCAGGGGGCGCUGCAGGAGGUAACUGAAGAAAUCUACCUCAACCCAACAUAACCUAUGCAAUGGACAGGUGUGGACCAAUGGGCUCGACUCGCUCACCGGUGCUCAAACAUUUGCUAAAGCCGCCAUUGUAAAAACUGGCAUGGGUAUCUGAAUUCAUCACAGGUGCAGCUUAACACGCACACACACACGCACACUCAUUGCCCCUGAAUCACAUUCAGAUUCUCAGUUUGCAGCUUCCUUGUCUUUCAGAGUGUUUAAGGUUGCACCAUGUUGGGCUGAUGCAAACAGUUAUUCGUCAGUAAUUGUGAGUUUAGCAUGACGUUACUGAUGCGCGUGCUUUAAUAAAUUUGAGAUGGCAGGAAUAUCUUUCGUCAGUCCGCUUUCGUUAGGCUAUACGCAUAAAGAAUUUCUCUAAUCUUGCUGCUGUUUUCGGUGAGAAGAAAUGUGGCUUUUAUGAUUGAUAUUUUCUAUUUGAACCUCAUGAAGCCUUUUAAGACUGAGAUGGUUUAAGAUUUCAGUUGUAAAGGAAUCGUUUACCCAAUCGUAAUUGACUGUUUACUUGUCCUCAAUUGGUUCCAAAACCUUUGAGUUUAAUUUUCUGAUGAAGAUAAUUUGAAGUAAGUUUCUUCAGAUUACUUUUUUGUGUGUGUGUUUAACAGAAGAAAGAAACUCAGACAGGUUUGUGGCAAAUGAAGGCUGAGUAAAUAAUUACAGAAUUUUCAGUUUUGGGUGAUCCCUUUAACCCAGUGGUGUCACACUCAGAUCCUGGAGAGCCGCAGCCCUGCACUGUUUAGUUCCAACCCUGCUUCAACACAUUUACCUGCAGGUUCCAAACAAGCCUGAAGGACUCAAUGAGUUUGAUCAGGUGUGUUUAAUUACUGUUGGAACUGCACUAAACUGCACAGCUCUGGCCUUCCAGGAACUGAGUUCAACCCUUUAAAUCUGAGCUUGUGCUGUAACGUGUUCAAUAUUUUGAAUUGGGCAUUUAAACAUUUGAACUGUUUGUUUAGUGAAUUAAAAUAUGUAAAAGACCUCAAGCUCUAGCUAAAAGAGUAAAUCUCCAAGUGAUAUUCCACCCCAAAAAGAGCAAGAUAUUUGAAGAUAUGUCACCAAACUUUGAGAUCUCUUUGGAAUUGUGAGAUUUUUAAAGGAUAGUUUUCCUAAAAAAAUUAAAAAUGCGAACACUCAUGCCAUUCAAGAUGUUUUUCCUCCAUAGUUUUGAGAUUUUUAGAUUGAACUAUGGUGAUUCGUGAAAUGCAGGUUAAAAAAAGUCUCUGAAGGCCUGAGGAUGAUUAAAUUUUUAACAACAAAUUAAAAAAUUUUUGAGAAAUCUUUAAUUUUUAAAUACAUUUCUCAAAAAUCACAAAAGUGGUGAUGAUGAAAAUAUCCACUUUUUUGGAAAUAGUCAAAUUUUACAACUCCCCUGGAGUUAAACUGUUUGGGUUAACCAUUUUUAAAAUUUAUUUAUCCUAACUUUAUCCUUAGGUCACUGAAUCAGGUUAGACCACACGUGUCAAACUUCCUGAAGGAUCACAGCGCUGUACAGUUUAGUUCCAACCCCAAUUAAACACACCUGAUCAAACUAAUUAAGUCCUUCUGGCUUGAUUGAGGUCUAGAGGUAAGUGUGCUGAAGCAGGGUUGGAACUAAACUGUGCAGGGCUGCAGACCUCCAGGAACCCCUGUGUUACCUCUGUGUUACACCAUUAGCAAAAAAAAAAAAGUUAUGAUGAGUGAGAUGUUAAAGGUCUGAUCCGAUUCAAUGAUCUAUGCUAAGCUAAAAGUGCUGUAUUUAGAGUUGAAGUGGAGCUUUAUAAUGUAAAAUGUUUCCUUUUAGGAUUUUAAUUAUUUAUUUAUUUUAUUUUGGGGUGAAAUAUAUGACUACCAGCCAUGUUCUUUAUGGGCUUCAUGAGAUGUACUAACCCAAUCUGUCUGACGACCAGUUUUGGCAAACUCGGUCUCAAAAUUUACAAUUUUAGAAAGCAAAUAAUAAUCAUGAAAGCCCAGACCAAAUCUGAAUUUCUGAUCAAAUCAGCUGCAAAAGAAAUGAUUUAUCCUCAAACCGUAAAUAAUAAGAUUUAGUUUCCAUGAGAUUGCGUUGGCUACACCAAUAGAAAAGUAGUUUGUGUUUGUACACUGGAUCAUUUACCUGUGGAGCUGUUAAUGACAAAUACUUUGACAGUGCGACAUUUUAAAAAAUGUAAAAGUAACUUUUAUUAGUCAAAGGGAAAACGCUUCUGUACAUUCGAAUAGCCACAAUUCCCAGGAACACACAAGUAAAACAAAUCUGCAGGGAGAGAAGCAGUUGAGCGGAUGCCUGUAAGGAGCUGUUUAAUCAGGUUAGUCACUUUAACUUCUCGAAUCACUACUUUCAUUGUUUGGUUUGGUUUAGGGCUUUGUUUUAAUACCCAAGCUUCCGCGUUCCUAACAGUUACUGCUGAUCCUUUAAUACGGUGCACACUUAUAGUUCAGUCGAUGUCUUGCGCGGUACAGGCUUAUUCAGGGGAAUCUGGUGCUCGGCAAAUUUUCCUUUGAGAACUGGGUGCGUUUUCCUUUUGGAUUUUGAAAUCCAAUGUUAAUGUGGUGCUCUCCGCAAACCUGGAAAACCAGCACACGCUUGUAUGUACAUACACACACUGGGAAUGACAAAACAACAAGAACUACUGGGCAACUUCAACUCAUCCUAUUGUUUCUCUUUUAUUCCUUUGUAAUUUUUUUUUGUACUGUGAAUGGUAGUCUUUCUCAGACUGUGUAAUUGUGUAUAUAAUUUGGGUUAUUUAUCAUUUGAAUUUUCUGUUUUUUGCUCCUUGUUUUGUAUCGGAGCGGAGCACAACAACGUGCUAAAGUGUAUGUACUUGACUCGCAGUCUAAAAAGAAAAACAUGGUGCUACAAUCUGUACAACUUUAGACUGUGCUUAUUUAUAUUAAGAUCAUCAACAAGAGAUAAAAAAAAGGAGAUGAAUAAAGAUUUUUUUGGUGCUUCUUUUACACAGGGAUGUUUUCGAGCCUCGCGGCAUUUAUUUUUCCAAUAUUUAUAAUCCUAAUAUUUGGCGCCCAGCACAAAGCAGCCCGUGCUUGUUUGGAUCAGUGCCGUUUUUAUAUCGAAGAAACACCUUCUGGUCUUAAUCUAGCUCAAAGUACAUUGCAGAACUUUAUAGGAUGAUUUGUUUGUUCUGAAGUAUUCACGUUUUUGGUGCUCCAACCUGUAUGACAGGUGUGAAUGCUCUUAAUAUGUGGCAAAUUGGUGCCAUAUGUGCGUUUAAUUCAAUUUUCAUUUUUAUUUCUCGCAAAGAGAAAGUGUGCUAAACCUGUUUGCCUAUCAUCUUGGGCCCGUACGGCUCGGUGCUGUUUCAUUGUAAAAAAAAUUGGUUUGUUUUCUUUACAAAUGUAACACAACCUGCUUCAUCUUACACAAACUGGUGCUGCAGAUGAGGAAUAUACUAGUGCGCCCAUACCAAAACUUACAAUCCACUAUCAAAGCCUGUCUACAAGAGUGUGUUGUGUAACUUUAGAGUUUGAGCAUUUUAUGUAUUGUGGUGUUGUGAAUUGUACUGAUGUGACCAGUCGUAGAGAUGGCUAGCGUUUCGUCAGUUGACUAGUACUAGUGGUCAACCAAUAUGAGCUUUGACUGAAAAAUCAAUGGUGUAUCUAAUAAAUACACUGAGAUAA